Messenger RNA from Acanthosepion pharaonis, 972 nucleotides. Lineage: Eukaryota; Metazoa; Mollusca; Cephalopoda; Sepiida; Sepiidae. The record is from the annotation of a GenBank genome assembly.
AUGAUUUGUGUUUCUUUCCACCUUUCGUUUUUCACCUCUCUCUCGCUCCACCUCUUUCUCUCUCUCCACUUCUCUUUCUCUUCAUUUCCACCUCCUUCCACCUCUAUUUUACCACCUCUCUCUCACUCUUUCCACCUCUCUCUUUUCCACCUCUUACUCUCUCCCUUUCCACCUCUCUCCUUCCACCUUUCUCUUUCCACCUCUCUCCUUCUCAGCCUGCCUCUCACUUUCCACCUCUUCAUCUCUUUCCACCUCUCUCUGUCUUUCCACCUCUAUCUUUCCACCUCUCUCUUUCCACCUCUCUCUUUCUACCUCUCUUUCUACCUCUCUCUCUCUCCCAACUUCUCUAUCUCCCCCACUUCUCUCUGCCCCUCUUUCACCUCUCUCCUUCCACUUUUCUCUUUCCACCUCUCUCUCUCUCAGCCUGCCUCUCACUUUCCACCUCUUAAUCUCUUUCCACCUCUCUUUUUUCAACCUCUUACUCUCUCCCUUUCCACCUCUCUCCUUCUACCUUUCUCUUUCCACCUCUCUCCUCCUCAGCCUGCCUCUCACUUUCCACCUCUUAAUCUCUUUCCACCUCUCUCUCUUUUUUCACCUCUCCUUCCCCAUCUCUCUUUCCAUCUCUCUCUUUCUACCUCUCUCUCCCAACUUCUCUCUCUCCCCCAUUUCUCUCUGUCUCUCUCUUCACCUAUCUCCUUCCACCCCUCUCUUUCCACUUCUCUCUUUCCAUCUCUCUCUUUCUACCUCUCUCUCCCAACUUCUCUCUCUCCCCCAUUUCUCUCUGUCUCUCUCUUCACUUAUCUCUUUCCACCUCUCUCUUUCCACCUCUCUCUUUCCACUUCUCUCUUUCCAUCUCUCUCUUUCUACCUCUCUCUCCCAACUUCUCUCUCUCCCCCAUUUCUCUCUGUCUCUCUCUUCACCUAUCUCCUUCCACCUCUCUCUUUCCACUUCUCUCUUUCCAUCUCUCUAUAA